Molecule: messenger RNA, 3969 nt
Organism: Acanthoscelides obtectus
Lineage: Eukaryota; Metazoa; Arthropoda; Insecta; Coleoptera; Chrysomelidae
Source: the annotation of a GenBank genome assembly
AUGAUCCACCGCGAAGUAGCCGAUGGUCUAGAGCGUCUUUGGAACGUAAGAGUAAACUGCAUAUGGGAAGCCGAUGAAAGUAGUCGCCAUGGAGAGGUUUAUAUAUUCGACCAUGUAUUUAAGCAGGAAUGUACAAAUUCAGAUGUAUAUGGAUCUGUAGUAAAACCUUUAGUCGAUUCCUUCAUGGAAGGUUUCAAUGCCACAAUAUUUGCAUAUGGCCAAACAUCUUCUGGCAAAACACACACCAUUUUGGGCAAUAAAACAGAUCCUGGGCUUUUCCAAUUAGUAUCCAAUCAGUUAUUCCAGCAUGUGGCAGACCAGGUUGAUAAGAGGUACUUGAUUAGAUGCAGUUAUAUUGAAAUCUACAAUGAAAAGAUCAAUGACCUCCUGGAUAAGAGCAAUCAGGGUUUAACUAUAAGAGAAGAUAUCAAAGGAAAUGUGCUGCUUGAUGCAAGGGAAGCUGUCGUAGACAAUGUUGAUAAAGUUAUGGAGAACAUGAUGCAGGGCAAUAAGAUCAGACGAGUUGCAGCUACUCGCAUGAAUGAGAGGUCAUCUCGAUCACACACGAUUUUCCGGAUUAUUCUGGAGUCGAAAGAUGCCAAUCAGAAAGAUGGACCUGUACAUAUAAGCUACCUUAACUUAAUGGACUUAGCUGGUUCUGAGAGAGUUUCUCUGACGAAAGCUGCUGGUGAGCGUCUUAAAGAGGGGGCUAACAUAAACAAAUCUUUGUCAGUAUUAGGAAAUGUGAUAAGGCAACUAAGCGAGGGGAAGGAGUUUAUCAGUUAUCGCGAUUCGAAAUUGACUAGACUGCUCUCACAGGCUCUUGGCGGAAAUGUGCUGCUUGAUGCAAGGGAAGCUGUCGUAGACAAUGUUGAUAAAGUUAUGGAGAACAUGAUGCAGGGCAAUAAGAUCAGACGAGUUGCAGCUACUCGCAUGAAUGAGAGGUCAUCUCGAUCACACACGAUUUUCCGGAUUAUUCUGGAGUCGAAAGAUGCCAAUCAGAAAGAUGGACCUGUACAUAUAAGCUACCUUAACUUAAUGGACUUAGCUGGUUCUGAGAGAGUUUCUCUGACGAAAGCUGCUGGUGAGCGUCUUAAAGAGGGGGCUAACAUAAACAAAUCUUUGUCAGUAUUAGGAAAUGUGAUAAGGCAACUAAGCGAGGGGAAGGAGUUUAUCAGUUAUCGCGAUUCGAAAUUGACUAGACUGCUCUCACAGGCUCUUGGCGGAAAUGUGCUGCUUGAUGCAAGGGAAGCUGUCGUAGACAAUGUUGAUAAAGUUAUGGAGAACAUGAUGCAGGGCAAUAAGAUCAGACGAGUUGCAGCUACUCGCAUGAAUGAGAGGUCAUCUCGAUCACACACGAUUUUCCGGAUUAUUCUGGAGUCGAAAGAUGCCAAUCAGAAAGAUGGACCUGUACAUAUAAGCUACCUUAACUUAAUGGACUUAGCUGGUUCUGAGAGAGUUUCUCUGACGAAAGCUGCUGGUGAGCGUCUUAAAGAGGGGGCUAACAUAAACAAAUCUUUGUCAGUAUUAGGAAAUGUGAUAAGGCAACUAAGCGAGGGGAAGGAGUUUAUCAGUUAUCGCGAUUCGAAAUUGACUAGACUGCUCUCACAGGCUCUUGGCGAUGUAUAUGGAUCUGUAGUAAAACCUUUAGUCGAUUCCUUCAUGGAAGGUUUCAAUGCCACAAUAUUUGCAUAUGGCCAAACAUCUUCUGGCAAAACACACACCAUUUUGGGCAAUAAAACAGAUCCUGGGCUUUUCCAAUUAGUAUCCAAUCAGUUAUUCCAGCAUGUGGCAGACCAGGUUGAUAAGAGGUACUUGAUUAGAUGCAGUUAUAUUGAAAUCUACAAUGAAAAGAUCAAUGACCUCCUGGAUAAGAGCAAUCAGGGUUUAACUAUAAGAGAAGAUAUCAAAGGAAAUGUGCUGCUUGAUGCAAGGGAAGCUGUCGUAGACAAUGUUGAUAAAGUUAUGGAGAACAUGAUGCAGGGCAAUAAGAUCAGACGAGUUGCAGCUACUCGCAUGAAUGAGAGGUCAUCUCGAUCACACACGAUUUUCCGGAUUAUUCUGGAGUCGAAAGAUGCCAAUCAGAAAGAUGGACCUGUACAUAUAAGCUACCUUAACUUAAUGGACUUAGCUGGUUCUGAGAGAGUUUCUCUGACGAAAGCUGCUGGUGAGCGUCUUAAAGAGGGGGCUAACAUAAACAAAUCUUUGUCAGUAUUAGGAAAUGUGAUAAGGCAACUAAGCGAGGGGAAGGAGUUUAUCAGUUAUCGCGAUUCGAAAUUGACUAGACUGCUCUCACAGGCUCUUGGCGAUGUAUAUGGAUCUGUAGUAAAACCUUUAGUCGAUUCCUUCAUGGAAGGUUUCAAUGCCACAAUAUUUGCAUAUGGCCAAACAUCUUCUGGCAAAACACACACCAUUUUGGGCAAUAAAACAGAUCCUGGGCUUUUCCAAUUAGUAUCCAAUCAGUUAUUCCAGCAUGUGGCAGACCAGGUUGAUAAGAGGUACUUGAUUAGAUGCAGUUAUAUUGAAAUCUACAAUGAAAAGAUCAAUGACCUCCUGGAUAAGAGCAAUCAGGGUUUAACUAUAAGAGAAGAUAUCAAAGGAAAUGUGCUGCUUGAUGCAAGGGAAGCUGUCGUAGACAAUGUUGAUAAAGUUAUGGAGAACAUGAUGCAGGGCAAUAAGAUCAGACGAGUUGCAGCUACUCGCAUGAAUGAGAGGUCAUCUCGAUCACACACGAUUUUCCGGAUUAUUCUGGAGUCGAAAGAUGCCAAUCAGAAAGAUGGACCUGUACAUAUAAGCUACCUUAACUUAAUGGACUUAGCUGGUUCUGAGAGAGUUUCUCUGACGAAAGCUGCUGGUGAGCGUCUUAAAGAGGGGGCUAACAUAAACAAAUCUUUGUCAGUAUUAGGAAAUGUGAUAAGGCAACUAAGCGAGGGGAAGGAGUUUAUCAGUUAUCGCGAUUCGAAAUUGACUAGACUGCUCUCACAGGCUCUUGGCGGAAAUGUGCUGCUUGAUGCAAGGGAAGCUGUCGUAGACAAUGUUGAUAAAGUUAUGGAGAACAUGAUGCAGGGCAAUAAGAUCAGACGAGUUGCAGCUACUCGCAUGAAUGAGAGGUCAUCUCGAUCACACACGAUUUUCCGGAUUAUUCUGGAGUCGAAAGAUGCCAAUCAGAAAGAUGGACCUGUACAUAUAAGCUACCUUAACUUAAUGGACUUAGCUGGUUCUGAGAGAGUUUCUCUGACGAAAGCUGCUGGUGAGCGUCUUAAAGAGGGGGCUAACAUAAACAAAUCUUUGUCAGUAUUAGGAAAUGUGAUAAGGCAACUAAGCGAGGGGAAGGAGUUUAUCAGUUAUCGCGAUUCGAAAUUGACUAGACUGCUCUCACAGGCUCUUGGCGGUAAUGCCAAAUCAUUGAUUAUCGGGAAUGUUACUUUAGCUGCAGAGGAGGAGACUAGAUCUACACCAGAAUUCGCCCAAAGCACUAAAACUGUCAAAAAUAAAACGAAAGUAAACAUCUUGUCAGCUACAGAAGAGACACUUCAAGGAUAUCAGAACUUGACUCGCGAUCUCGAAACUCGGCUCAAAAAGCAGGCAAUUAAGCUAAAAGAGAUGGAUAAAAGCAAACAAGAGUAUCUGCUCGAGAUAGAAAGACUAAAAACGGAAGUAUCUAUUGUCGGGCGCUUUCAAAUGGGAGCCUCGGCAUCAACACCGAAAAAAACAUUAAGACGUCAUACUUUUGGACACUAUGGCAACGUAUCACCUAAAAAAGCAUCCCUAGGGUAUAUGCCAUUGAAAAAUUAUCCACCCAAAGAAGAAUCAUCCGGACGUGAAAUGAGGCCUAUUCAAGAAGAGACAUAUGAGGAGGCACUAGCCGAAGCAGAAUCUGUGAUAGCUGAAGACGUGCAAGUGUACUUAAAAGACAACGCAAAGAACUGGAAGAAUCUUUCAAUGAGCUUAGAGAAUUCACUAAACUAG